Molecule: messenger RNA, 498 nt
Organism: Chenopodium quinoa (quinoa)
Lineage: Eukaryota; Viridiplantae; Streptophyta; Magnoliopsida; Caryophyllales; Amaranthaceae
Exons: 3
Coding region: 1-498 (165 amino acids)
Source: RefSeq, a predicted model, not a curated record
AUGGAAAGCACAAAGAUCAACCACACUCCCAUGGGAACAACCACAAGGUUGGACCAAGACCCCAAGGGAACUCGUGUGGACCAAACAAAAUACAGAGGUCUUUGUGCAAGAUUUCAAUCAGAUCCAAAGGAAUCGCAUCUAACAGCCGUCAAAAGAAUACUACGAUACUUAAAAGGGACGGAAGAUUUGUGUCUGUUUUAUCCAAAAAGUGAUUCGUUUGACCUAAGAGGAUAUGCUGAUGCUGAUUAUGCAGGAGAUUUAGUAAAUCGUAAAAGCAACGUCAGUGCCAUUUGCAUCUCUAAAGAUCCAGUUCAACAUUCUAAAGUCAAGCACAUACAUGUAAGGCAUCACUUUUUGAAAGAUAACGUUGAAAAGGGCUUAAUUAGGCUAGAUUUUAUUUCUACUGAAUGUCAAAUUGUUGAUAUAUUGACUAAGCCUUUAAGCAGAGACAAGUUUGAAAAGAUGCGUGUAGAAUUGGGGAUGCUACGGCUCAAGUGA